CCCUUGUACGUAUAAAUAAUACAAUCCAUUAGUUUAACAUUAGAUUCUUUUUUUGCCUCAUUUAGGUACAUACUCCCAUUUCACAAAUUUCCCUUUAAACCAAUUCCAUUCCCUUUCCUUUUUCCAGAAAAGGAAAAACAUUUUCUUCUCUCUACAAAUAUCCAUUGCAGCUCCUAAAUUUUGUUUCAUAAUCUCCAAUACCUUUUUCUUUUUCUUUUUUUCAAAUUUUUACAGCCAAAAAAAAAACCCAGAAACAGAAGAACACCAACAUAGAACACGAGGGAAGGAAGAAAAAAAAAGGGAAAAAUGACAAGACAAAAAAUAGAGAUAAAGAAAAUAGACAACAUAGCAGCAAGACAAGUGACAUUUUCAAAGAGGAGAAGAGGGCUAUUCAAAAAAGCUCAUGAACUUGCAACUCUCUGUGAUGCUGAUAUUGCUCUCAUUGUUUUUUCUGCUUCUGGAAAGCUUUUUGAUUAUUCUAGCUCAAGCAUGCUGGAUUUACUAAGAAGACAUAAUAUGCUACCGGAGCUGAAUAGCAUUAGCCAACCUCCAUCCCAGUUGGAAAAGAGUGCCCAUGCUAAAUUGACUGAAGAAUUUGCAGCCAAGACCAAAGAACUUAGGCAUAUGAAGGGAGAGGAGCUUCAAGAACUUGGAAUAGAAGAAUUAAAGCAGUUGGAGAAAUUGCUUGAGAAUGGUUUGAAUCGUGUAAUAGAGACCAAGGAUGAAAAGUUUCUUAAAGAAAUUGUUACCGUAAAGGAGAAGGAAAGCUUGCUAAUGAAAGAGAAUCAGAGACUGAGGAAUAAAUUAAUGGAAACCUUGAUCAAUAGAGAUGAUCAGCAAGAAGAAGAAGAAGCUGUGGUUCUUAUUGCUGGAAAUUCUGUGGGUUCAAAGUCAAAGUCAAACACCAGCAACAGCAGCUCCUCACAAAACCCUAAUUCUCAAGAUUAUGAUGACAUUUCUCUUAAAUUGGGUCUUUGAAGGCACCAAGUUAUGCAUGCAGUUAGUUCUUUGCAGCAAAAAGGCAAUGCAAAACACAGCCCUUCUCUAAUGGAAGCUUUACUAAUCACAUGGACUGCCAAAGCACGAUCCUGUUUACAUAGAGAAAUUAAAGGAUGUCAAAAAGGCAUGCUUUUCCUUACCAUAUUGUACUUAUUUUAAUCCCAAUUCUUUUAAUUAGCACAGAAUAUAUGAUAUGUGUUUUCAAUACCAAAAAAGAAAAGUGUUGGAUACUAUAUAUGAGUAUUUACUGUUUCUCUGCAUAUCAAUUGAGUAAGAGUUGGAUAUACAGAA
Molecule: messenger RNA, 1290 nt
Organism: Cucumis sativus (cucumber)
Lineage: Eukaryota; Viridiplantae; Streptophyta; Magnoliopsida; Cucurbitales; Cucurbitaceae
Product: MADS-box protein JOINTLESS
Exons: 9
Coding region: 307-978 (223 amino acids)
Biological process (GO): positive regulation of transcription by RNA polymerase II
Cellular component (GO): nucleus
Molecular function (GO): RNA polymerase II cis-regulatory region sequence-specific DNA binding; DNA-binding transcription factor activity, RNA polymerase II-specific; protein dimerization activity
Source: RefSeq, a predicted model, not a curated record